AUCCAGAUCGGGCCGUGAAAGUGGCAGCCGGUGGUCACCGAGAGCAGAUCUGGGGAGGUCGCACCUGACCUAUUUCUCUACGUUUCCUCUCGACCCUACCUGAAUCUUCCAGGUCCGCGGAGUGAGGAAACGUCUCCACCACCAUGGGGGGCGGAGACUUGAAUCUGAAGAAGAGCUGGCACCCGCAGACCCUCCGCAAUGUGGAGAAAGUGUGGAAGGCUGAGCAGAAACAUGAGGCUGAGCGGAAGAAGAUUGAGGAGCUUCAGCGGGAGCUGCGGGAGGAGAGGGCCCGGGAAGAGAUGCAGCGCUAUGCGGAGGAUGUCGGGGCUGUCAAGAAAAAAGAAGAAAAAUUGGACUGGAUGUACCAGGGUCCUGGUGGGAUGGUAAAUCGUGAUGAAUACUUGCUGGGGCGCCCCAUUGACAAAUAUGUUUUUGAGAAGAUGGAAGAGAAAGAGGUGGGCUGUUCUUCAGAGACAGGACUCCUCCCAGGCUCUAUCUUUGCCCCAUCAGGUGCCAAUUCCCUUCUUGACAUGGCCAGCAAAAUUCGGGAGGACCCACUUUUCAUCAUCAGGAAGAAAGAAGAGGAGAAAAAAAGAGAGGUAUUGAAUAAUCCUGUGAAAAUGAAGAAAAUCAAAGAAUUGUUGCAACUGAGUCUGGAAAAAAAGGAGAAGAAGAAAAAGAAGGAGAAGAAAAAGAAGCACAAGAAACAUAAGCACAGGAGCUCAAGUAGUGAUCGUUGCAGCAGUGAGGAUGAGCGCAGCCGGGGGAGAUCUCAAAAGAAGAUGGCAAAUUCUUCCUCUGUUUUGUCCAAAGUUCCUGGAUAUGGCUUACAGAUAAGAGACUCUGACCGUAGCCAGGGACUGCAGGGUCCUCUGAUGACUGAGCCAAAGGGAGUGCAUGGGUGGAAGAAUCGCUCCAGGUCCAGAAGCUCUUCCCACUCACCUCCCAGACAUGCCAGCAAGAAGAGCACCAGAGAAGCAGGGUCCCUGGACAGGAGGUCUCGAUCCCUGGGCAGAAGGUCACGGUCCCCAAGGCCAAGCAAACUGCACAACUCUAAGGUAAACAGGAGAGAGAGAGGCCAAACUAAGAGCCCAUCACCUAAAAAAGAGGUCUACCAAAGGCGGCACGCACCUGGAUACACCAGAAAGCUCUCAUCAGAGGAAUUAGAGCGAAAACGGCAAGAGAUGAUGGAAAACGCCAAGUGGCGGGAGGAAGAGAGACUGAACAUCCUCAAGAGGCAUGCUAAAGAUGAUGAACGGGAGCAGAGGCUGGAGAAGCUGGAUUCCCGGGACGGGAAGUUUAUCCACCGCAUGAAGCUAGAGAGCGCAUCUACCUCCUCCCUAGAGGAUCGGGUGAAGCGGAAUAUCUACUCUCUACAGAGAACUUCAGUAGCUUUGGAGAAGAACUUUAUGAAAAGAUGAAAACCAUCCUCUCUCUUGCUGGUUUUCCUGAAUUUUCCAGGGAAGCGCAGCUCCUUAAAAAUUCUCUUUGUAAGAGUUCAAGUGACUUCUUCCACAAAUGUCAAACCACCACUGUUCAAAGUGACUCUCCUCCAUCGAUUCCUUGAAUAGCUACUUCCUUUGAGAACCAGUGUGACUUGCUUUAUGGGACUCUCAGUAACUUCUGCUGGGUGCAGAGUAGGUUUUGAUUGUUUUUUAAUGGGUGAACACUGGACCACUAGGUGUGAGCACUCCUGCUCUGGAAGGCUGUUCCCUGUGGUCGUGAUUCUUCUUAUGCCACUUCCUUCCUACCUGUGUGAACAGACCUAUCCCAUUGCCUCAGUAUACACCAGACCUUUUUAGAAAUCUUGCUCUCCAGAGUCACCAGAUAGAUUGUGCUUACUGGGAUAAAUGAACAUUUACUUGAUUUAGUAGAUGUGUGAUAGAAUGAUGUCAUGUUAGGGUAGAGCCAAGGGAGUGACAAAGAAUCUGGAAGGGGAAACCAUAAAAAAAAAUCCCUAAAUUAACGGUUGAACCAUUGGACUAUCAGACUGUAAAAGUAUAGUGUGUAUAUGUACAAAUGUAUAAUUUUUACAUGCUUUUUAAAAAAGUAAGCUUUGUGAGAAGAUCUUGUUUGGUAAGUGACUUUAUUAUGUAAUGGAACCACAUUGUAUCUUGUUAUUGAGUAAUAGAAUAAGGCAGUGAUGGUUUUUUUUCUGUCUGUGAAUCCAGCUAGUUUAGGAGGGGUCUCGGUUUAUUGAUAAGAUCUAGGAUAUCUAUCCUUUCACAUUGCUUAGAGUCUUUGAUGUGGGCAGUGCAGCAAUGAAGUCAAAUGAUUUGAGUCAGGAACAAAUUUCCAGUAUGUUCCCUGGUUUAAAAAAAUAAAAUGGAAGCUGUUAUUUCAUGGCUUCCCUUUUAUCAUGUUGUAAUCUUACUACAGUUCUAGAUUUACAGUUGUUUGCUACUGUUUUUAGUCGGAUAUUUUAAAAAAAUCUAAAACUGAUGGGGCCAAUCUCCUGUCUUUACUUCUUUCUCUUUUCUAUUCUUUUACCAGAAGCCCUCAUUUGACUUAUGAACUCCUAGCCACUCUUGACCCACAGUUAGCAAGCCUAAUUCCUUUUCUGCUAAUUCUUUAUUCUGCUUAAAACGAAUCUGGAUUUAUAUUUUUGAGCACUUAUGAUGCCAGGCACUGUCAUACUUAAAACCCAGCCUUUCCCCAGAGAGAAAGUAAUACACAGUUGUUAUUCAUUUUAUCACCUCAUUCUGCUCCCCUAUGCUAGGGUUAAUUAUGUCUUAUAUUACUUGGUAAUAAAGGCUACAUUUAUUUUUGUAA
Messenger RNA from Pteropus alecto (black flying fox), 2772 nucleotides. It is a transcript of the gene CWC25, whose product is annotated as CWC25 spliceosome associated protein homolog. NCBI's taxonomy places the organism in Eukaryota, Metazoa, Chordata, Mammalia, Chiroptera, Pteropodidae. Gene Ontology annotation, cellular component: U2-type spliceosomal complex. The transcript has 10 exons. The record is from RefSeq and is a predicted model, not a curated record. The coding region runs from base 144 to 1421 and encodes 425 amino acids. Gene Ontology annotation, biological process: mRNA splicing, via spliceosome.